Molecule: messenger RNA, 810 nt
Organism: Chaetomium strumarium
Lineage: Eukaryota; Fungi; Ascomycota; Sordariomycetes; Sordariales; Chaetomiaceae
Exons: 4
Coding region: 1-810 (269 amino acids)
Source: RefSeq, a predicted model, not a curated record
AUGCAGAAAUCGUACCAAGUGUGCGGUUGGGUAAAGGUUUGGCGCAUCGCCCCCGAAAUUCUCCGUCCGGAUUUCACCUGGCCGCUCCAACGCCUCGGUGACCGUCCCCUCGCUAGCCGGAUCACCCCGUGCCCUCCUCCUCUUGCACCGGGCUUAUUAUUAUGGCUCCGCAUCAUCGGUCGAUGUCACGCUUUCCUCCAAGACUUCUCCCGCUACUACUGUGCGUGGUUCGGGUUCCCGCACAACCACGCCAUGUCAGCGCUGCCAUUCGGCUUGCUCCUUAAGUGGUCGGAUGGGACGUCACUGGACGAGGUCAACGCCACACGCGCGGUCCGCGCAGCGGGAAUUCCGGCACCCAAGGUCAUUAGCUGCGGCCUGGGCGACGUGCAGGAUUUUCUCGAGGAGGAGGAGAAGGAGACAGUCGAGCGUGAGCUCGGCGUGAUCCUGGAGAUUAUGCGCUCUUGGCCGAAUCCCGUGGGGCCGAAACAGGAUCUACGAAGGAGGAGUUUGACCGGACACUCGCUGCAAGGGCGGAAGAUGGAGGAACUCAAGCACACGAUUGUGUUUUCGCACGGCGACUUUUACAUGCACAAGAUCCUGGUGCAUGAGGGGCAUGUGUCCGGGUUGAUUGACUGGGAGACGGCGGGCUGGUAUCCCGAAUACUGGGAGUUUACGACGCCGCUACGGUGGGCUUCGCUGCUUCAUGAGUGGAGAGGGAUGCUGCUACGUCUAGGCGGUGAUAAGUAUGCCAGGGAGCUCGAGGCGGAGCAGGCUAUUGGGAAGCUGACUGUUGACUCCUGGAUCUGGUAG